UGAUUCAAAAACAGAUUCAGCGAGCUUUUCGGAGGGAGAUUGCCGGUGGAUGAAACGCCGGGGAGAGUGAUCAUUUUAUUUUUCCCGGCAACGAAUGAAGAGGCGAGGAGGGAAGGAUAAGGGUGGAGUCGUCAACAGAUUUAUCUCGUCGGAAAGUAGGAACAUGAUGUUGAAGGGAAGAUCCGGGAAGCGAUUGAUGAAGUUCGAUGAAUUGCCGGAGUAUUUGAAAGAUAAUGAGUUUAUAUUGGAUUAUUACAGAUGCGAAUGGCCGUUGAAGGAUGUCAUCGGUAGUGUUUUCAUGUGGCACAAUGAAACCCUAAAUAUCUGGACGCAUUUGGUAGGUUUCUUCAUAUUUUUGUCAUUGACGGUUUUGAGCUCAUUGAGCAAGGAAAAGGUGGAAUCAUUGAUCGCGAGCUUCUACAGUACUCACGGCUUUCAAGAACCGACCAUGACGUCGGCCAUGACGAAAGCAAAUGGCUCGGUGGCUUCUAUGCUAGUGCCGGAGUCCCUCGUAGGAGAAAUUCUUAGACCAUCAAUCGUACUAAUCAACAACCCAAUCCCCAAAUGGCCGUGGUUUGUUUUUUUAGGCGGAGCCAUGGGCUGUUUAAUCUGCAGCUCCAUCUCCCACCUCUUCGCUUGUCACUCCGAACGCUUCAACCUCUUCUUCUGGCGUCUCGACUACGCUGGAAUCUCCCUCAUGAUCGUCUCCUCUUUCUUCGCUCCCAUCUUCUACGCUUUCACCUGCCACCCGUUCUCCCGUCUCUUUUACCUCUCCUCCAUCACCACCCUUGGCCUUCUCGCCAUCUUCACCCUCCUCUCUCCUGCACUAUCUGCUCCCCGCUACCGAUCCUUCCGUGCCACCCUCUUCCUUGCCAUGGGAUUCUCGGGCGUCAUUCCUGCAUCCCAUGCGGUCUUCCUACAUUGGGAAGACUCGAAAAUACUUGUGGCUCUUGGCUAUGAGGUCAUGAUGGCCGCUUUCUAUUCUCUUGGAGCGAUGUUUUACGUUAGGAGGAUACCUGAGAAAUGGAAGCCUGGUGCUUUUGAUAUUGCUGGCCAUAGUCAUCAGAUCUUCCAUGUUUUCGUCGUGGCGGGUGCUCUUGCCCACGCUGCUGCAACGCUCGUGAUCAUGAACUUGCGGCAGACUUUGCCCGCACAAUGCAUCGAGGGAGCAACUUGGAUGUGAAACAUAGUCUGAGAUUGACUGCCAUUUUUAUGAGUUAUCAUAUUGUUCCUUGUAUUUCCAACUUUUGGAAAUACAUUUGUAAGGUGU
Molecule: messenger RNA, 1270 nt
Organism: Cynara cardunculus var. scolymus (artichoke)
Lineage: Eukaryota; Viridiplantae; Streptophyta; Magnoliopsida; Asterales; Asteraceae
Product: heptahelical transmembrane protein 2
Exons: 4
Coding region: 95-1183 (362 amino acids)
Biological process (GO): response to hormone
Cellular component (GO): membrane
Molecular function (GO): signaling receptor activity
Source: RefSeq, a predicted model, not a curated record